Messenger RNA from Pyricularia pennisetigena, 366 nucleotides. RefSeq lists its product as uncharacterized. NCBI's taxonomy places the organism in Eukaryota, Fungi, Ascomycota, Sordariomycetes, Magnaporthales, Pyriculariaceae. The coding region runs from base 1 to 366 and encodes 121 amino acids. The transcript has 2 exons. The record is from RefSeq and is a predicted model, not a curated record.
AUGAGCAACCCAACCCCUGGUGCUGGGGCUACGGAUACUGAAUUAACGGUGGCGGUCGGAAUCCGCCGUUCGACCAGGCUGCCGGGACCCGAUGGUACACAGAGAGGGCAGAGGAUACAUCAUAUCAUGCCAAGACGCAGUCGCCACUGUGGUGUACAACAGUACAUCAGGGGGCCAAAGGUCCAUUUUCGCUACGACCAACCAGAAACUUAUGAAUUGUACUGUACACUUCAAGGUACACAAGGUUUGCAAACCGGGGUUGCACAGCCAUCGUCUUGCGCCCCAGUAAGAGUGAAGCGCACGAGUCGCUCGCCCUCCCAUGCCUCGAGGUACAAACCAGGCAGGACCUGCCGGCCCGCCCACUAG